Molecule: messenger RNA, 3337 nt
Organism: Vicia villosa (hairy vetch)
Lineage: Eukaryota; Viridiplantae; Streptophyta; Magnoliopsida; Fabales; Fabaceae
Exons: 20
Coding region: 444-2948 (834 amino acids)
Source: RefSeq, a predicted model, not a curated record
AUCACUAGGUCCCCAUUUACCUCCAAUACAUUUACUAACUAUUAACAAUCCCACCACAUAAUCAACCAUCAUCUUUUCCGUCACACUUCAUCAACUCCAACUCUUGAUCUAGAUCCACCCCUAUAGAAGAAUACUUAUUAUCUCACGUGCACCGGUCGCGUAUCCAAAUUUGGAGCCCAACGUCAUGGCACACUCCCAAUCCGCGCCUCCUCAUAUCUUUUCUAAGCUAGUCAGUUACAAGUAACUCACUGAGUCAAACUCGUGGACCCCAUCGUCUUCUCCAAUCCCAAUCCAUACUCAAUCCAAAUCUCUGAAACUCACUCUCUCCUCCAAAACCCUACGCUCUCCAUUUCCAAUGUCCCUUUCCAAUUCCUCAACAAUUCACCUCACAAUCACUCUCACUUUCACUCCCUUCGUCAGAUUCACCGUCUGAUUCGUCGUCCAUGGAAACAGCAACCGCGUCGCACGAUUCCGAAACCGAGAACUGCAAGCUGCAGCAGCGGCGGCGGCGAGGCGAGUUGGUCGUGAACGGUUACUUCGUGUACACACGACGCAAGAGGAUCGAGCAUCAUUCCGACAACGAGAUAGCGAAGAGACUCAGAACCGAGGAAAAUGAAGAAGUUAAAGCGGAAAUUGACUCCAGUGCGGCGGAGAAGAACAACGCCGUCGUUUUAUGGACUUCUAAACGGCAGCGGAAACCGUCGUUUAAGCUUAAGGCUGAUUCACAAGAAGAUAAUGCGUCUGCUGAUAAGGCCGCUACUGUUUGUAAUACGAAGAGCGUCGUGGCUAACGAGAAGCUAAUGACUGUGAAGGAGCUCUUUGAUACUGGUUUGCUCGAUGGUGUUCCAGUUGUUUACGUCGGUUGCAAGAAGGAGGCUUCAGAUUCGGGAUUGCAAGGUGUAAUUGCUGGUGGGGGGAUAUUGUGUUCGUGCUGUCUGUGCAAUGGACGCAGAAUUAUUCCUCCUUCCAAAUUUGAGAUUCACGCCUGCAAAAUAUAUAAGAGGGCAACGCAGUAUAUUUGCUUUGAAAAUGGAAAGAGUCUGCUUGAACUAUUGGGAGUAUGCAGGACUGCUCCCUUACAUACUUUGGAGGCCACCAUUCAAAAUUUUCUUUGUAUACCGCCUGAAGAGAAGUAUUUUACUUGCAGGAGCUGCAGAGGGUGUUUCCCUGUUUCAACUGUGAAAAGAGUUGGGCUUAUAUGCCAUUCUUGUGUGGAAACAAGCAAGUCUGAAGAUGGUUCUAUUCGUGCAGUUGGCAAAAGAGUCAGGACUCCUCGACCAUAUCUGUUCUCUAGUCCAUCUAGUAUUUCUGAAAAGAGUAUUUCUUCAAAAACUAAAAGACAACAGAAGAAGAAAACAAAGUCAUCAAAACGGGUUAGCAUGAUAAAAUCUUCCAAGAAGAGUGCUUCUGUGCCUAUUAUCCAGGAGAAAAGUUUGUGCAGCAUGGAAACAAAGUCAUCAAAACUGCUACUCAAGUUUAAGAUUGCUCCAAUUACAUCAAAUUCAAAAUGUUCAUCUCCACAAAAUAAGAAUCAGUGGAGGAUCAAUAAGAAGCAUCAGCGAUUGCAUAAAUUAAUUUUUGAAGAAGAUGGGUUGCCUGAUGGAGCUGAAGUAGCUUAUUAUGCACGUGGACAGAAAUUGCUUGAGGGUAUCAAAAAGAAAUCCGGAAUUAUUUGUCGAUGCUGCAACACUGAGAUCAGUCCCGCACAGUUUGAAAUUCAUGCAGGGUGGGCUUCUCGCAGGAAGCCUUAUGCAUACAUCUACACGUCGAACGGGGUGUCUCUCCAUGAGUUGGCAUUAUUCCUCUCAAAAGAUCGCAAAUGCACUGCAAAAUAUAAUGAUGAUGCUUGCAUUGUUUGUUGGGAUGGUGGAAAUCUGUUGCUCUGUGAUGGAUGCCCAAGGGCAUUUCAUAAAGAAUGUGCAUCUGUAUCAAGUAUUCCACGUCGUGGUCGGUACUGUCCAAUCUGUCAACACAUGUUCCUUGGAGAAGGAUCUGUGGCUCUCAAUCCUGAUGCGGUGGCGGCUGGAAGGGUUGAAGGAGUUGAUCCUAUAGAACAGAUUGCCAAGAGAUGCAUUCGGAUAGUGAAAGAUAUUGAAGCUGAAAUUGGUGGAUGUGCUUUAUGCAGGGGUUCUGACUUCAGCAAAUCAGGUUUUGGUCCGCGCACAAUAAUAAUAUGUGAUCAGUGUGAAAAGGAAUAUCACGUGGGCUGUUUGAGGGAUCAUAAAAUGGCAUAUUUGAAGGAGUUGCCGGAAGGAGACUGGCUUUGUUGCAAUGAUUGCACAAGAAUACAUUCUAUUUUGGGGAACCUUCUAGUUAGGGUGGCUGAGAGACUCCCUGAAUCUCUUUUGGAUAUUAUAAAGAAAAAGCAAGAGGAAAGAUAUUUGGAACCCCUUAAUGAGAUUGAUAUAAGAUGGAGGCUUGUUAAUGGCAAAGUUGCUUCUCCUGAAACCAGGCCAUUGCUUUUAGAGGCCUUGUCAAUAUUUAACGAAUGUUUUGAUCCAAUAGUUGACGUAGCUACUGAACGGGACCUUAUUCCUUCUAUGGUUUAUGGACGGAGUUUGCAGACUCAGGAUUUUGGCGGAAUGUAUUGUGCAUUAUUAAUUGUCAAUUCAUCUGUGGUAUCUGCGGGCAUGCUUCGGAUUUUUGGGAGAGAUAUUGCAGAGCUCCCUUUAAUUGCUACAAGACACAAAAACCGUGGAAAGGGCUACUUCCAAACACUGUUCUCGUGCAUUGAAAGGCUGCUGGCCUUCUUGAAUGUGAAGAACCUUGUGCUACCAGCUGCUGAAGAAGCAGAAUCCAUAUGGAUAAAUAAAUUUGGGUUUAGCAGGAUGAAACUUGAACAGCUUACCAACUAUAGAAAGAGCUGCCAACAGAUGAUGGCAUUCAAAGGAACGGUUAUGCUUCAUAAAACAGUACCUCAAUGUCGGAUAAUCAAUCGCGAGAAAUGAGAAAUCUAUGUAAAAAGGAGGUGAAUCAUAAAAGGGAAAACCCCUAGCUUUAUUGUAUUCUUUUCCUGCUCUGCUAAUUUUUUUUAUUUGAAGCCAUUUUUCCUAACAUUUAUGAUGUCAUUUUCCCCUUUUCUAUCUCUUAAUAUUGACAUUUCCCUAUUUUAUGUUUUCACAACCCUGGCAAGCAUAUUCCAGUAUUGGUGUUGGACCUAUGCUUUGUAGUCUAAUACAGUGCUUUGUGACAACAUAAACACUUCCUUUCGAUAACUUACAUAGAAGUUGUUUGUAUAAAGUUAAUGUGAAAUUUACCUAUGACAAGCAUGUAUUGAAUGAAUAAUUAAAGGAGCUAUUUAUCAAAUGCUUAAUUGGAAAUCUCAUGUUUCUAGUGA